CAAUGGUGUCAGCAACGAUUGCCACCAUUCUUCUCCAUCCGUUGUUGGCAUAAAACUGUUUUAUUCUUAUCCAUCUUAUUCUACCAGGUGGCGCAGCCAGGUGUAGAGAAUACGAUCGGGGUGAGUCGCUUCCAUCGAACAGCCGGUCCCCGGCACCAAAAAUCCGUGACUUCACAUCGUGACAAAUCGUGACGGAUGACACACUAAUCGGAAGCAGUUACUGCCCCCGAGACUUCUACUUCAACCUCCACCUCUUUCUUCCUUACAGAGUGAGGUAGGCGUGUCCGACUCACGCCAAUGUCACCGCAGCCAAUCAGAAUGGACGGAUACACCUACUCCACCCACUCGAUGGUGUCGACGGUUUGUACCUGGCUCGAGUAGAGACUUCGUACCAACAAGACCCGAGUCAUGGCACGGUUUGCGAUGUGGGAGAGAUAAAAACAUUACGGAAAUGCAACUUAGUCCGGUUGCUAUUACGGAUUCUGUACCGCCAAGCAACGGCGAUAGAACAGCCAUGUCGGCCGGAGCACCCGUUACAGUUAUUGUACCUCGAGGCCUAACUUCAAGAAAAUUAUCGGACUCGAAGCGUGAAUUCCAGCAAGCUAAAGUGAUUUCCUUCUCCGUAGACUCUUUACUGUCCAACGACAGGGCCAAAGAGAAUCCCAAAACGCCUUCACCGGUGCCGCUUAACAAUUCUAAGUGCUUCACCGUGGAUGGCAUACUCGACAAACCUAGCAGCGGAGUUUUGGGACUGGGAAACGUAAAUGGGGUCCGCAAUCACCCGGCAAGUAAUGGUACCAAACCCGUAGGAGUCGUUGCUACCGAAUCGGGGGUAUGUCCAGCACCGCCUUGGGCCCAUUCGUUAGGAUUGGCUAUACCCUGGUUGCACACCGCCAGGUCUAUCUCGCCUGUUUCAAAACCAGGAGAACUUCCUAAACUUCCUCCCGUCAAGUGCCAAUUGAGAAAACACAAAAGUAACAGAAAACCUCGGACUCCUUUCACCACUCAACAACUUCUAGCCUUGGAACGAAAAUUUCGUACUAAACAGUAUUUAUCGAUAGCAGAAAGAGCCGAAUUCUCCAGUUCGCUCAAUUUGACGGAAACCCAAGUGAAAAUAUGGUUUCAAAACAGAAGAGCCAAAGAGAAGAGAUUAAAAGAAGCAGAAAUCGAGAAAUUAAGAAUGGCUGCCAGACCGCUUCUACCUUCUUUCGGUUUCGGGAUUCCGGGAGCAGGACAGUUUUUUCACGGUGUACCACCACCCGCUCACAUCGGAACUACGACUUCGAGUCGACCAUUGUUAGGCCCAUUGGUUACUUCACCCUAUCCAAUUUUCGCCUCACCGUCAACCGCUUGUCCUCAAUGAAAUCUAGAUUCACAGAGUUCCAUGAACUCUUUUAGUAAACUAUUGCUCAUUUUCGAGGAAAUUGAAGAAUUUCGAGAGAUCUGCGGCGAGAUUCCUCCUUUAUGGCCUAUUCUUCCAUAAGUGCUCCCUGCAAAUUUUCCAACAAGUGUGCUUUUUAAACGGCAACGAACAGAGAGAUUUCCCGUUCCUCCAAAAACCAACUGAUAAAUGUCCUCUAUCGCCAUCGAACGGAACGAAAAAAAUCCGUUGACGAAAUCGUGAAAAAAGUCAAUUAUUCAAUUUAAAUGAGACCAUUGACGUCGUGCACGAUGGGUAUAGUUCCUUCACAUUGACUGAUAACUGUAUUAAGUAAAGACGUUCGAUAAAUAUGUACGGGGAUGUUACCCCGACUAAAUGAAUAUUACAGGCCUAUUCGGUACAUGAAAUAAAAGUACGUUUACAGCUCGGGACCAGUAAUUCCCGUGUAUAUUUUCAGGCACGAGGACGGAAAUUUAAAAAAAAAACAAAAUUGUCAUAGAUUAUGUCAUUAAUUAAUUGCAUUUGGGUUGAUGAUUUCCAGUGUCAAUAAUGUAAAUAUUUCGAUAUAUUGAUGAUUAUAAUUUGUGUUGAU
This is a messenger RNA of Centruroides sculpturatus (bark scorpion), 1973 nucleotides long. Its product is annotated as homeobox protein MSX-2-like. NCBI's taxonomy places the organism in Eukaryota, Metazoa, Arthropoda, Arachnida, Scorpiones, Buthidae. The record is from RefSeq and is a predicted model, not a curated record. Bases 452 to 1363 code for a protein of 303 amino acids. Gene Ontology annotation, biological process: embryonic morphogenesis; regulation of transcription by RNA polymerase II. The transcript has 2 exons. Gene Ontology annotation, cellular component: nucleus. Gene Ontology annotation, molecular function: RNA polymerase II transcription regulatory region sequence-specific DNA binding; DNA-binding transcription factor activity, RNA polymerase II-specific.